AUGGUUCUGCUUUUCCUUCUGCCCGAAAAAGAAGGAAGUCGAUAUUGCAGCUACCAGAAGAGUGGAUCCAUUGUUGGGGCAACAAAGACUGCAUUCCUUAGUGGAAAGAAACUGAGAUCAGUGAAGAAAUACACAUCACCCGUUGCGAGAUCAUCGGUUGCUGUAUGUGCAGCAGCGGACCUUGAUAGGCCUCUCUGGUUCCCGGGCAGCACUCCACCUCCAUGGCUUGAUGGCAGUCUUCCAGGGGACUUUGGUUUUGAUCCUCUUGGACUUGGAUCUGAUCCUGACAGCAUAAGAUGGAACGUUCAAGCAGAACUUGUGCACUGCAGAUGGGCAAUGUUGGGUGCUGCUGGGAUUUUCAUUCUAGAAUUCCUAACAAAGAUUGGCAUCCUAAACGCACCUUCAUGGUACACAGCUGGAGAAGAAGAGUACUUCACUGACACCACCACUCUCUUCACUGUUGAGCUGAUCUUCAUUGGGUGGGCAGAGGGAAGAAGGUGGGCUGACAUUAUCAAACCAGGGUGCGUCAACACUGACCCAAUCUUCCCCAGUAACAAACUUACUGGGACUGAUGUUGGGUACCCAGGGGGGUUAUGGUUUGACCCACUUGGAUGGGGAAGUGGAUCUCCUGAGAAACUGAAGGAGUUGAGGACAAAGGAGAUCAAGAAUGGGAGAUUGGCCAUGUUGGCUGUGAUGGGUGCUUGGUUCCAACACAUCUACACUGGCACUGGACCUAUUGACAACCUCUUUGCUCACCUUGCUGAUCCAGGUCACGCCACCGUUUUUGCAGCUUUCACUCCCAAGUAAGAAGAGAAGGCAAUAAGAGUAGGGUGGGCAUUGAUGAAGAAAUUUACCAAGAGAGGAGCUUGGAAGAUGCGUGUCCUCAGAAAGGGCCUUUGUAUCGAUAGAACUUCCAAUGCCCCUGUUUGUGUCUGUUAUGGAAUGUUCAUGCAAUGUACAUAUACCUCUUAUUUAACUUUAGAUGCUAAGUAAGCAUGCACAAUAUGAUUAGUAGAAACAAUUGUUCUCAAAAGCAUUUGCAUAUCGAAUUUUCAGAAACACCCAGAAAAAGUGAAAUCAGUAACAAUAAUAGAAAACCAGCAAUUUUCAAUAUUCAGGAAAACAGAACUUAUCGAUAUUACAAAACUUAUUUAGAACAAGUUUAGACCAAAAUUAGAACAAGUUAAAUCCUAAAUUGUAAGAGUGAGAAGAGUGCUUCCCUGUAACAUGAGCAUCGUGAAUUCAAUCAGCGAGCCACUGGUAGCAGUUCAAGGAUAAAGAGACAUACAUGAUAAAUUUAGUUCAUGUAGAGCAAACUACAGCGAGAACUGAGAAAGGGCAACACCAAUUUGCAAAUAAUUUGGCCAUCAGAAGUUCAUAAACAAUAAUCAAUGACAAAAACACACCAUGGCAACCAAGAUUACAGUAGUCCAACAAAAUGUAUGUUUGCUAUACAGCUGUCAGAGUCUAUCAACUUGUUUUCAGCUAGCAUCAGACAUGCAUUAUCAACUUUAAACUAUAAACAGAUUAGAAUUUACUCCGUUUAUUUUUGAACCAAGAGUACAGUGAAAUUAUUUCUCAAUGACUUCACAGGUAAGAAGUUGAAAUCCCUGAAUUUAGAAAGGCUAGGUCACCUUCGCGUAUUGGCUAUGAAUUCAUUCUCCAUCAACAUCUUCCAACUCAAAACAGAACUAGGCUGGCUGCAUACGGCUCUAGUUACCAACAUUUUAGAACCAUAUGCAGAAGCUCAAGUACACAUGGCCUGUUUUAACUAAUAGGUUUGGCCUUGGUUGAGAAAACAUAUCAAUAGAUCCAGAGGUUAUAAACAAUGAUAUUGUUGAUUUGUUGUCAUAGGCUUAAAAGUAAAUACUCAACAAGGUUACUCUGGUGCUUGAGUCUUCAUGGCUUAUUAUACAGCAAAGCAGAAGAGAGAACCUAAACAAGUUGAAUCCUAACUAUUGGGUUAGCAAAAGCUUUUAACAUUUACGCCCUCAAAUUUGUGAUGCAAGUUCUCAAAUUGUGUCAAGAAAUUCUUCUUCGAACAAUAGUAUCCGGAAGUCUAAACACUACUGCAGAUUACGGUUAUUUUACCUAACAAUUCAUCGGAAAGAUUUGCUUAACAGUAAAUAAAGAACCUACUAGAUUAGUUCUUUCUCUGGCAUUCAAUAUACAACUCAAAUGAUAAUUCAUCACAACAACAAAAAAAAAAAUCACAAACGCAAUUCAAAGUACCAUUAGCUAAGGAAAACAAUUGAAUUUGAUCCAGUACAAUACAGAAUACAGAACAUGAAGAAUGAGGUAUAUCAUAACCAUAAACUCAAGAAAAUUUUAUAAGAAUUCUCAAUGAGUAUCAAAUAGUUACAUAGAAAUUUUAGAUUACAAUCCUGUAAUCUUCCAUCUCCCUCACUUUCUAAUUACAGUACAUAUUUGAAUUUUCUAAAAA
Molecule: messenger RNA, 2443 nt
Organism: Tripterygium wilfordii
Lineage: Eukaryota; Viridiplantae; Streptophyta; Magnoliopsida; Celastrales; Celastraceae
Product: chlorophyll a-b binding protein 7, chloroplastic-like
Exons: 4
Coding region: 1-807 (268 amino acids)
Biological process (GO): photosynthesis, light harvesting in photosystem I; response to light stimulus
Cellular component (GO): membrane
Source: RefSeq, a predicted model, not a curated record